AUGGGAGUGCACAAACUCCUCUCUCUAGGAUACAUCUUCUUGGCCCUGGUGUUCACUCAGCAGGCCCGGGCUCAGUUCCCAAGGGAGUGCGCCACCACGGAGGCUCUGAGGAGUGGGGUGUGCUGCCCAGACCUGGCCCCCGGGCCCGGGCCCGGGACUGACCCCUGCGGCUCCUCCUCAGGGAGGGGCAGGUGUGAGGCCGUGACUGCAGACUCCCGGCCCCACAGCCCCCAGUACCCGCACGAUGGCCGAGACGACCGGGAGGGCUGGCCCACACGGUUCUUCAACAGGACGUGCCGCUGCAAUGGCAACUUCUGGGGGCACAACUGUGGGACUUGCCGCCAUGGAUGGAGAGGAACCGCCUGUGACCAGAGGGUUCUCACAGUCAGGAGAAACCUCCUGGAUUUAAGCACAGAAGAGAAGAACUACUAUGUCCGGGCCCUGGAUAUGGCGAAGCGCACCACUCACCCCCUGUUUGUCAUUGCCACCAGGAGGACAGAAGAGAUCCUGGGGCCAGAUGGCAACACACCACAGUUCGAGAACAUUUCCAUUUACAACUACUUUGUGUGGACACACUAUUACUCAGUCAAAAAGACUUUCCUUGGGCCAGGCCAGGAAAGCUUCGGCGAAGUGGACUUCUCCCAUGAGGGGCCAGCCUUCCUCACGUGGCACAGGUACCACCUGCUGCAGCUGGAGAGAGACAUGCAGGAAAUGUUGCAGAAUCCUUCCUUCUCCCUUCCUUACUGGAAUUUUGCGACUGGGAGGAACGUCUGUGACAUAUGCACCGAUGACAUGAUGGGCUCCAGAAGCAACUUUGAUCCCAACCUUAUAAGCCCGAACUCUGUCUUUUCUCAAUGGCGAGUGGUGUGUGAAUCCCUGGAAGAUUAUGAUACCCUAGGAACCCUGUGUAACAGCACUGAGGGGGCACCAAUUAGGAGGAAUCCAGCUGGAAACGUGGCUAGACCAAUGGUGCAGAGGCUUCCUGAACCACAGGAUGUGGCUCAGUGCUUAGAAGUUGGAUUAUUUGACACACCUCCUUUCUAUUCCAACUCUACAAACAGUUUUCGAAACACAGUGGAAGGUUACAGUGAUCCCACGGGAAGGUACGAUCCUGCUGUUCGAAGCCUUCACAAUUUGGCUCAUCUAUUCCUGAAUGGAACAGGGGGACAAACCCAUUUAUCUCCAAAUGAUCCUAUUUUUGUCCUCCUGCAUACUUUCACUGACGCAAUCUUUGAUGAAUGGCUGAGGAGAUAUAAUGCUGACAUAUCCACAUUUCCAUUGGAGAAUGCCCCUAUUGGACAUAAUAGACAAUACAAUAUGGUGCCAUUCUGGCCUCCAAUUACCAACACUGAAAUGUUUGUUACUGCUCCAGACAACCUGGGAUACACCUAUGAAGUUCAAUGGCCUGGUCAGAGUUUUCAAAUUUCUGAGAUUAUUACCAUAGCAGUGGUUGCUGCUUUAUUGCUGGUUGCAGUCAUUUUUGUGGGCGCUUCUUGUCUGAUCCGUGCCAGAAACAAAAUGGAUGAAGCCAGUCAGCCUCUCCUCACUGACCAGUAUCGACACUAUGCUGAAGAAUAUGAAAAAAUCCCGAAUCCUAAUCAAUCCAUGGUCUAA
Molecule: messenger RNA, 1614 nt
Organism: Pipistrellus nathusii (Nathusius's pipistrelle)
Lineage: Eukaryota; Metazoa; Chordata; Mammalia; Chiroptera; Vespertilionidae
Source: the annotation of a GenBank genome assembly